Molecule: messenger RNA, 667 nt
Organism: Musca vetustissima
Lineage: Eukaryota; Metazoa; Arthropoda; Insecta; Diptera; Muscidae
Product: enhancer of split m5 protein-like
Exons: 1
Coding region: 27-545 (172 amino acids)
Biological process (GO): regulation of transcription by RNA polymerase II; regulation of neurogenesis; anterior/posterior pattern specification
Cellular component (GO): nucleus
Molecular function (GO): DNA-binding transcription factor activity, RNA polymerase II-specific; RNA polymerase II cis-regulatory region sequence-specific DNA binding; protein dimerization activity
Source: RefSeq, a predicted model, not a curated record
ACACAUCUCAAAAACACCACACAAAAAUGGCUCCUCAAAUGGAAUUUGUCUCCAAGACUCAACAUUAUCUUAAGGUCAAGAAACCUCAAUUGGAACGUGAAAGACGUGCUCGCAUUAACAAGUGUUUGGAUAACCUCAAAGAAUUGGUUGCCGAAUUUCAAGGCAAUGACAACAUUUUGCAUAUGGAUAAAGCAGAAAUGUUGGAAACUGCAGUCAAAUUCAUCAAGACUCAAGUACGCAAACCAAAAGUUCCUGUUGCUCCCGCAGUACCAAUGGAUUCUUUCCGUCAUGGCUAUAUGAAUGCUGUCAACGAAGUUUCCCGAGUUAUGGCUGCCACUCCGGGCAUGAAUGUCCAAUUGGGCAAAGCUGUUAUGAUUCAUUUGGGUUCAGAAUACAACCGUUUAUCGGAGGUCCCCACUCCAGUUCAAACUGAAGAAAUCUGUUCACCACCCAUGUCUCCUGCAUCAUCCGGUUAUCACAGUGAUGAGGAUAUUUCACCAGCCGCAUCACCAGCUCCCACUAAACCUGUAUGGCGUCCUUGGUAGAUUACUGAAAUCAACUACCAUUGAAAAAAUAUAUUUAAGAGCUUUAACUGCAAUAUUCGACAACUGUGGUGCUGUGAUAUCCAUCAACUACUCAACUGUGGUAAUCAAACCCUUAGAUUUAA